This is a messenger RNA of Magallana angulata, 1964 nucleotides long. RefSeq names its product delta-sarcoglycan-like. Gene Ontology annotation, cellular component: sarcolemma; sarcoglycan complex. Lineage: Eukaryota; Metazoa; Mollusca; Bivalvia; Ostreida; Ostreidae. The transcript has 8 exons. Gene Ontology annotation, biological process: cardiac muscle tissue development; heart contraction. Bases 104 to 1009 code for a protein of 301 amino acids. The record is from RefSeq and is a predicted model, not a curated record.
AAUGAGAACAUUUGACACUUCACUCAGCAUCUUUGGAAUCGGAUGGGGGUGCUUUGUUUUCAAGAGGUAGAGAGCAACAUUACAAGAUAAAAUUAAUCCAAGCAUGCUCCGUGCCAUUCCAAACAAUGGACACACUGCCGGUAAUGCAGAGGAGGAGGAAGAAUUUGUACAUCGACAGCAGCCUGUGGGGAUCUAUGGCUGGAGGAAGCGAUGUCUUUAUGCAUUUCUUCUGUUUCUCAUGGUGUUGACUAUUUUAAACCUGGCUCUCAUUGUUUGGAUCCUACGAGUUUUGAAUUUUUCUGUGCAUGGCAUGGGGAAACUUCGAAUCACGGAGAAUGGGAUAAGACUGGAGGGUGAAGCUGAAUUUCUGGACAGCUUAUACACCAACAAAAUACAGUCAGUACAGGGCAAGCCUUUACACAUAGACUCUAGUAGAGACAUUCUGUUGAGAGCAAGAGAUGAGAAUAAAAACAUCUCAAGCACAUUGCACAGAGUUGAGAAUAAAAACAUCUCAAGCACAUUGCACAUAGGAAACAAUAGACUUGUAGCUCAGUGCAAUGAGUUUGAAGUCAUUGACCACAAAGGUCAAACAAGGUUUAAGGUCUGGGACAGGGGUGUUGCCAUGGAGAUGGAUGAGGUAUACUACACAGGUUCCAGUACAGUGACGUUCAAUGGUUCAGUGGAAACUCCAAAUAUCCGAGGACCAAGAGCAAAGCCACUCAAGAUUGAGGCACCUACUACAUCCAUUCACAUGCAUGCUGAAAAGGAGAUCCGCAUUUAUGCACCAGCAGCUGACAUGACGAUCAGCACCUUAAAAGAAAUACAGUUGAGGUCAAAAGACAGCAUAAUUUUGGACUCCUCCAAGCUGUAUAUUAAGAACUUGAAGGUCAGUACAGUUAGCGGUAAGCAGUCACGGCGGGGGUACCAGCUCUGUAUGUGUAGUACUGGACUGCUGUUCAUAGCGGACGCCGACAAAGAGUGCCAGGGAACCAGGGAGAUCUGCUCCUAGAUCUUCCAUGGGUGUCCAGAGAGGACACCAUUAUGGACAGUAUUUAUAUUGCUCAUAUAUUAAACAUGACAAUCGUAAGAUAUAUUUUGUUACAAGGCUGCUGCUCAGCUUAUUCACUUUGCCUGCAUGGUGGCCAAUAAAACCAUAAAUAUACAUGUAUUUGAUAUUUUCUAUAGUAUACAAUCAUGCAGGUGCUACCGGUAAUCUGUAAAAGUUUGAAAAUGAAUGUAAUUUAUUUUUGUACUUACUUGAUAUCUAUUUUAUUAUUAUUGAUUAUUAAUGGGGUAUGUGUCACAAUUGUUUUGGUUUUUUUUUUCUUUACAUAUUUGAAUAUUUUUUAGGUGCCAUAAACCUUAAUGUAUACCAAUUUACAACAGAUACUGUUUACAUGUACAUAUAUAUCAGAAAUGCAAUUUUGGUUUGAUUGCUGUGAAGUGUAUAAUUUUUCAGGUAAUGUUGAAUUUUGUUAUUUAUGCAAGUACAAAAUGUAGAUAUUUAAUCACAGGUAACUUAAUCCAAGAAUUCAAAAUUACAUGUAGAUCUAUACAUGUAUAUACAUGUUAUAAAAUACAGUGGGUUCCAUUUAAUCUGAUAGCAGCUAAACAGAUAUUUUGGAUAUAUUCAACAUAACAUUGAAAUACAAUUCUACAUGUAGUUGUGUAUUACAUGUACAUAAAGUAAUAGAAAUUGUAGUCAAGUGAUUUAGGUGUAAUUGUUUUGAUAAAUGUGCCAAAAUAUUGCUUCAUGUUCUUGUAUAAUUGUGCCACCUUGAGGGGAGAGGGUAGAUUAUUUUUCAGUUAUUAAUUUUUCCAUAUAGAUAUAUAGCUGCCGUAUUGUCUGAAAGUUAAAUAAAUACUUCAACGUUACCAAACUUCAUAUGCAGGAUGGCCACUAUGAAAUGUGAAAGGUCGCCAGUUUUACUGCCAUAUUUUAUUUUGCAUUGAAUAUAUCUAUA